Molecule: messenger RNA, 1909 nt
Organism: Falco peregrinus (peregrine falcon)
Lineage: Eukaryota; Metazoa; Chordata; Aves; Falconiformes; Falconidae
Gene: TCN2
Product: transcobalamin 2
Exons: 11
Coding region: 352-1854 (500 amino acids)
Biological process (GO): cobalamin transport
Molecular function (GO): cobalamin binding
Source: RefSeq, a predicted model, not a curated record
UCCGGCCCGGCUCGGCCACCCGCGGGGACGGGAUGCUGGGGGGGUCCUGGUCACCCGCAGGGCCAGUGGGCUGGCGGGUCGCUGCUGGCCGGCGCUGGCCAGCGGGAGGCGGCCCUUAGGCCGCGGCAGGCCGCGCUCCGGUGCACGGGGUGCAGUCGCUGGGGGACCCCGUUCUCUAGGGCCUAGCUGAGGGGCGAGCGCGGAUGGCUCCUGGGGGAAGGCCCGGCUGUCUCGGCCCCACUCAACCCAGGCUCUGGAGGCCCCUGGCCCGCACCUUUCUCCCUAGCCUCUCCCUUGCCUCAGAGGCCGCCGGACCCCCUGUCCCUGCACACCAAAGUCCUUUCCCGUUUUAUGCUGACUUGGCCCCAGUGUGCGGAAACAGCAUCUUGUGACACCUUCCCGUCCCCAGUGGUGUCCUGUCUUGCUCAGCCGGGCUCCGCCUGCCUCUGCCGGGCUGCCAGUCGUGCUGUGCUGUGGCACCCAUUCCCUCGCUCUGGCAUGUGGCUGCUUCUCAUCCUGCUGCAGGCUGCGGUCCUGCCUGCCCAGCUCUGCGAAGCCCCGGGAAAGGCGGCAGUGGUGCAGGCACUGAGUGCCCAGCUGCUGGGGCUGGUGGCGGACCCGACGCGGGACCCUGACCCCAGUGUCUAUCUGGCCCUUCGCCUGGCCCAUGUCCACAACCUGCGCAGGGAGGAGCAGUACCUGGCACAGCUGCGGGACACCUUCCAGCGCCACUAUGGCAGGAGUGUGCAGGCAGCUGGGCGGCCCCACGCUGCACCCCACAGCCACCCCCAGCAGGAUGCUGCGGCUGCUGAGCACAGCAUGAGCACUGAGGCAGAGUGGCCGGAGACGGGGCGGCUGGCACUGUACCUGCUGGGGCUGCAGGCCACUUGUCCCGCAUUGGAGCCUGGUCCUCUGCGCUCACUGGUGACAUGGCUGAAAUACUACCUGGAGGAGGACUGGGCAGGCUCCCGGCACCAUGGCCACCCCCUCACCAGUUACUACCAGUACAGCCUGGGCGUGCUGGCACUGUGCGUCCACCGCAAGCGGGUGCGGGAAGAGGUGAUCCGUCGGCUCCUGGCAGCUGAGCACCACAGCAGAUUCAGGCACAGCAGCGGCAGCGCUGUGGACACGGAGGCAGUGGUGGCACUGGCCUUCACCUGCCUGGAGCAGCAGCGGCUGGUGGGGACCAGGCUGGCGGCAGAGCUGCGGGCGGCCACACGCAGGGUGAGGAGGAGGAUGGUUGAGGCGCAGGGCCAGGAUGGCUUCAUUGGCAAUGUCUACAGCACCCCCUGGGCCAUGCAGGUCUUCAUCGCCACCAGCAUGUGCCAGACGCAGCCAGCGUAUGGCCGGGCCAUGGCUGCGCUGCUGGAGAACCUGGACGCCUUCACCACCGCUGCCACCAUGGCCCAGGCACUGCCGGUGUUGUACGGCCGCUCUUACCUGGACAUAGCCUCCAUGCGCUGCCGGGAGGAGCCGGACACGCUGAUGCCCAUCAGCCCUGAACCGCUGCCGGAGAGGCCAGGGAACAAGACUGUGCAGCUGGUGGUGGAGUGCCCCGAGCUGCGGUGUUCCCAGCACCGGCUCUAUGACCAGCCAGUGUCUGUGCCCGCCAGUGCCUCCCUCCUGGACGUGCUUACGGCAGCUGCUGUGCAGGGACCCUCCAACUUCACGUUUGACACCCGGGACACCCCCCUGGGCCCCUUUCUGAGCAGGGUGCUGGGGCUGGAGGCCCAGCAGCAGAAGCAGAGCUACUGGCAGCUCCUCACCGCCCCCAGCACCAGCCUGCAGAUGGGCAUCGCUGACUACAGACCUCGCGACAGGGAGACCCUCAUCCUGCGCCUGAGCAAGUGGUAGAGGACAUGGGGAGUGUGAUGGCAAUGAAACACCUGCCCUGGGUGCAGGACCUACA